Messenger RNA from Chenopodium quinoa (quinoa), 1277 nucleotides. RefSeq names its product transcription initiation factor TFIID subunit 9-like. Lineage: Eukaryota; Viridiplantae; Streptophyta; Magnoliopsida; Caryophyllales; Amaranthaceae. Gene Ontology annotation, molecular function: RNA polymerase II general transcription initiation factor activity; protein heterodimerization activity; transcription coactivator activity. Bases 292 to 822 code for a protein of 176 amino acids. The transcript has 4 exons. Gene Ontology annotation, cellular component: SAGA complex; transcription factor TFIID complex. Gene Ontology annotation, biological process: DNA-templated transcription initiation; RNA polymerase II preinitiation complex assembly. The record is from RefSeq and is a predicted model, not a curated record.
ACAACUAUUCCUAAUUAAAAAAAAAAGAAAAAAAAAAUAAUAAUUACAAGUUUGCCCUUUAAUUACAUUCUAACACUAAUUAACCGGCCAUUUAAAAAAGCUUCUGUUAAAGCAGACAAGCAGUAGCGAACACACAAAAGGAACAGAGGAAUUUACUAUUCUCUUGAUUCAUUGAAGCGGCUUGUAAACUUGUUCUCUUCCAUCGAAGCAGCAUUUGAGUUCUCCAUUGAAGUGCACUCAACUUCGCACUUGUCGUUCUCCAUUGAAGCGCCUUCUGAGGUUUGGAGAUUCAUGGCAGAGGGAGAGGAAGACUUGCCCAGGGAUGCAAAAAUUGUGAAGUCAUUGUUAAAAUCUAUGGGUGUUGAGGAGCAUGAGCCCCGUGUUGUGCACCAGUUUCUGGAGUUGUGGUACAGGUAUGCCGUUGAUGUCUUAACGGAUGCACAGGUUUACUCUGAACAUGCCGGCAAAACCUCAAUUGACUGCGAUGAUGUUAAGCUUGCUAUCCAAUCAAAAGUGAAUUUCAGCUUCUCACAACCCCCACCCCGGGAGGUAUUACUCGAGCUUGCUAGAAACAGGAACAAAACUCCCCUACCAAAGAAUGUUGGAGGCUCUGGAGUUCCACUUCCUCCUGAAGAGGAUACACUGAUUUGCCCAAAUUAUCAGCUAGUGAUACCAAAGAAGCAGAACCCCCAGGCUUUAGAAGAAACAGAAGACGAGGAGACUGCUGCUACUCCUAGCACAUCUCAAGAGCCAAGAGCCGAUAUGAUGCAGAGCACUCCACAGAGAGUCUCUUUUCCUCUGGGAGCUAAGCGUCCAAAAUGACCUCUGACCUUUACUUAUCAGACACAACAUUCAUCAUUUCAUGGUAUGGUCUUUUCCCUUUUGAAGAGCACCAUGUCAGGUGAGAUCUCCAUUUUUUUUUAUGUACAUGGGAUUCCUGGGAAUUUCAAGUUUCUAGUCUGAAACUUCAUCAAGGUGGCCAUGUGGGAGCUUAUAGAUCAGUCGUCUGCUUGUUUAACUUGAACGAAAGCUACCUGUAUGCUACUAACACCAUAAAACUGUAGCGAAUGUCAGAUAUAUUGUAUGCAUCUGAAGAUUACGACGUGUUCUCUUGUUGUAUCUUAAUACAGUAGUAGUAAUACUGUUUGUUUUUUAAAUAGAAGUGAUAAUUGCUUUAUUUUUCAUGUAAAUCGUAUUCCAUUCGGAGCAUGAAACAAAAACUUAUGUUCUGUAGAGUUCCUUUGGCGGUGUUCAUCUUUGAAAUAACUUAUCAACUA